UAGUGGCAGUUCCAGGCACCAGGAAAUUAUAUUCUUCUGAAUAUUGCGCAGUUUCCGUUUGCGUGUGAUACGCUAAUGUUUAUUGAUCGUUGGUAUCUGUGAGGGAAAUUUCAUACUGUAAUGAAGUCUAGAAGGGUAAGCAAGCUGCAAAUGGAAAUAAUAGUAGAAACGAUGGAAGCUAAUAAAAAUCUUGCUUCUAACCAAGUUUCUAAAUCUUAUAGAGUUGCUCAAAAGGCGGCAGAUUGGAAUCUGCUAGCCCUUAAAUUAAAUCAAGUAGGACAAGCUGUUAAAUCUACUAACAAAUGGCAAAAAUGCUGGGCUGACUUUAAAUGUGAAGUGAAGAAGAAAUUUGUUCAUAAUAGUAAACAAGUGCCUGAAGCGGAUGGUAGCAUACAAUUGAGACAGAUUUCUGCACUAGAUAAAAGAGUGCUUGCCCUCAUUGGAAUAAAUAUCAAGAAUAACCAAAGCACCCCUGUGAUUACUGCUGCAACUGGGUCUUCGGUGGUCAAUAAUUUUCCAGAUUCAUUAGGAACCAACACAUCAUUCCAAAUAGUUGAUAUGAUAGCAGUUGAACCUCUGAGUGAAACACUAUCUAUUAAAACCGAAGACACAACGGAAUACCUCAACGAUGAAGGAUUAAAAACAAAUGUUACAAUUGCAACUGACUCAACUGUGACUAAUAAUCUGCCGGAAUCUUCAGAGACAAGUUCAUCGUUUCAUAUAAUUGACUCGAGAUCAGUUGAAACUGCUAAUGAUGAACCCGAAAACAUAACCUCUGUUGAGACUCCUUCCAUGAAAGUGCCAAAACGAGUGCGUAAAAGAUCAUCGGUGUUAAAUAAUGAAAACAGUAAUGGACUAAUUGCCGCUGAAGAGGAUACAGCCGCUGCAAUUAGGACAGUUGCUGCAGCUAUUGAAAAGCUUGCUGAAGCCGAGACUAGAAAAGCUGUAGCUUUUGAAAAAUUGAUUCAGCACUUCUGGGGCUGAUGGUGUAUUGAUGCUAAAUUACUAAGCAUUUACUGUUAAUAUUUUUGUACAUAAAAUAAAAAUUGUAUUCGUUAUUUAUUAA
Messenger RNA from Parasteatoda tepidariorum (common house spider), 1066 nucleotides. RefSeq lists its product as uncharacterized. The record is from RefSeq and is a predicted model, not a curated record. Gene Ontology annotation, cellular component: nucleus. NCBI's taxonomy places the organism in Eukaryota, Metazoa, Arthropoda, Arachnida, Araneae, Theridiidae.